ACUGACAGAACGAAAUAUUUUCCCGCCGUGUUUACCAGUGUUUACAUUGAUUGUUUAUAUAGUUUUUUGAAGAACUAUAACAUAAAAACAACGCAUAAUAACUCUUAACAUAUUUUUCCAUUUAUAUAAUCCAUUCCCCAAAAGCUAACAUGGGUAAGAAAUCUACAGGAUCAGUAAACAAAAGUAAAGAGAAGAGGCUCGCUAGGAAGCAGGAGCAGUACCGCAUUGCCGAUGGGAUGUCUCAUGUGACUUCAGCGAACAAGCUGACAGACCUGGCUUCACUGUGCAAAGAGUUGCUGGUGUACCGGAGCAAUGACCUGGACGUUGAAAUGUACAUACAGCGGGUCGCAGAUCUCGACAAGAGUGUAUUAGACUGGGCAAUAGACCUUACUGAAAGGAAUAUGAAGAAAUUGUAUGAGACCUGUGCCUGGGGCUGGAACAAGGAGAAGAAGGUGGAAGAGAUGAUGGACGACUCGGCCUGGUACCUCAUAGCAAAGGAGAAGUCCGGCACCCUCCUGGCAUUCUCACACUUCAGGUUUGACAUGGACUUCGGGAUCCCUGUCUUGUAUUGCUAUGAGGUCCAGGUGGAGGCUGCGGGGCGGCGGCGCGGGCUCGGGCAGCGCGUGCUCAGCGUACUGGAGAAGCUCGCGCUCGCCACGCGUAUGCGCUGCGUGCGCCUCACCGCGCUCACGCACAACCCCGCCGCCAGCGCCUUCUUCCGGGCCUGCGGAUACGUUCUGGACGAGACGAGUCCAGCGCUAGAGGAAGCCGCGCAUUACGAGAUACUGAGCAAGGCCACAGAAGCCCAGGAGGAGACUUAACAUCCCCACCACUACCACCACCACCUAGUCAGCAGGCCAGCACAUUGCUAUCAUCCAUCUUUCCCAAGUGGGUCCAUUCCAUACUCUAUAUGUUCGCAUUAUCAAGUGACUUAAUGUUUUCACAUAAUAAUCUUACAAAUGUUUUUUAUUCGAAUACAGAAGAUAUUUUCUAAUACAUAGUUAAAAGGUUAUAUAAUGUAACCGGAUGCUGUUUUUGCAGAAGUUUUAGUGAUGAUUUUACUAUAAUAUACUGCUCCAAAGUUUAGUAAUUAACAGUAGUCGAACACAAUGAAACAAUUUAACCUAACAAAUUCGCCUGCUGCUAAUUUAAUCUAACAUAUUUAAUGUUUUGAGUCAGUCACAAAAUUUAUGAAAAACAUUACAUUAAAAGCAUAAAACAGCCAACAGUUGCCAACAGAAGAAUACCUAAAGUGACUCAAGCCCAUUUAAGCCCUUUGACCGCCAAAGAUGUUAACUAACGCGCUCGGCUACAACCCAAUAUCAACCUUAAUGCAUUUCGACAAGGUUCACAAUGACGCGCCGCACACGAUAGGCGUGGCGUUCAAAUGGACCGCGAGCUACGAACAGAUUUCAUGACCAAUCGCCUCCCGGGCGAUAACUCGUAUAUUGGUUAACGGCUAUGUAUAAUGAUCCCUCAUGGACGUCAGCUGGCGCUCCGUUGGUGGGUUGAGGAAUUGCAGUCACCGAAACAUGUAAAAAAAAAUUGUCAUCGCCUCCCGUUUCAUACUUUGUCAGAAGAUAGUUUAAUAGAUGUUAUUAUAAAUAAAAACAACCGUCAGCCGGUUGUAUAGCGGUGGAAAACCCGUCAGCUACUUGCAUAAACAUGUAAAAAACAAGCGCUGUACCUUUUUAUUAUAGUAAUAACUAAAUCAUGAAACUUUGCAUGUAGGAUUUCAUCAGGCAUUUCAAUAAAAGCCUUAUGGAUUUGCGGACAUGAUCAACCGACGGUCUUUCCACCGCGACACAAUCGGCUGACUAGUUUCUUAAUUCAUGAUAGCAUCUAAACUAUCAUCUGAAAAAGUAUCAAGCGGGAGGCGAUGACUGACGAUAUUUGCUCCUGGCCCGCGGUCUAAAAGGGUCAAUUUACCUCGCGAUUAUGCGACCAAUUGUUAGAAUAUAAUCAAAUCGAAUUGUUACAUGUUAUAUUGACGUAAACAUACAUGUGGGUAUUGAUUUACUACAGGAACUGAAAUACCAGAACAAAGGUACAGAGGAAAGCAAAAGUAGGCAUAGCAGUAUCACUUUUCGACUUUGUUUUCAAUGAAUGUACGAACACGAACACUAUUGCCGCUCUUUCAAACUGUAAGUUAUUGUUUCUGUUAGACUACGUUAAGUAUUUUCGUUUUAUUAAUUGUACAUGUAAGUAUUCUACAGUCUUAAAACAACACGGCCCGUGUUAGAGCAUAUUACUCCGUAAAUCCGAACAUGAUAUAAAAAAAUAUUUUAAAUCCUUUACAUAAGCUUAAGUAUGUGCAGUUCCUAGUCUACCGUACAGAUAAGAAGAGUAAAAAGAAUAGUGUAAAGUAUACACUUUACACUAUUCUUUUUACUUUCUGAAAUCUAAAAUAGAAAUAUUUAUGUAUUUUUACACAUGACAUUGAUAAAUGAUAAUGAACUCCUUUUAUAUUAUGAAACUCAUGCGUACUUUUUAUAGCGAUUUCACCUAAUUUAACCAGGGACCGGUCCGGUAUCCCCUUCGAGGGUUUUGGAAGGGGUAUUUCGUAAGGCUUUGCUUACUAAAAGUACUAAAACCCUUUCAUACGCUUCAUAAUACGGGGAAGUUGAAUACCCGUGUAUUAUCCGGGUUCUAUAUAAAUUCGUGGCGUAGUCGGACUAGUAGCUUAUUAGUAAUAACAAGUAAUAAGCUAGAAAUCUUUAUAGAUCGAAUCGCUACACAAAGUAGUCUGCAGUGUAAUAAUUAGUUACGUCCAUCACGACAUUCCUUGUUUGUAACUAGUUUAACGGGUUGUUAAUAAAUUACUCAUCAGUACCUUAAACUGAUAAUUCUCAUAUCGAUUAAGUUUAUUUUAGCAAAAUAAAUACAAACAUUUUACAAACAAA
Molecule: messenger RNA, 2903 nt
Organism: Cydia splendana
Lineage: Eukaryota; Metazoa; Arthropoda; Insecta; Lepidoptera; Tortricidae
Gene: Naa40
Product: N-alpha-acetyltransferase 40
Exons: 5
Coding region: 150-821 (223 amino acids)
Cellular component (GO): nucleus
Molecular function (GO): histone H2A acetyltransferase activity; histone H4 acetyltransferase activity; protein N-terminal-serine acetyltransferase activity
Source: RefSeq, a predicted model, not a curated record